GAGAGAGAAGGAGAGAGAGGAGAGAGAGAGAGAGAGCCCCGGUGCUUUACAGUUGCAUGUGGAGACAAGCCGAGGAGGAGGCUGUUGAAGUUCCGAGAUGCUGAAAAUAGCGCUUUGGACGCUAACUCACCUCCUGCUCCUAGAUGCGGUGGAAAGGACGCCGAGGCUGAAACUUAAACUGAAAGAUCUGCCCCUUGCGGAGUUCGAUGCUCCGCAGAAGUUUACAGUUCAUUUCCACGACCAGAGGUCGGAUUCACUCUACAUUGGAGCAACCGACAGUGUGCUGUUCCUCUCCUUCAGUGAAUUCAACGUCUCUCAGACACUGAUUCCAUUAUCUCUGGAUGAUAACACAAAGGAUAGCUGCAAGAGCAAAGGAACCCCGAACCCGGACUUCUGUAAGAACGUGAUCACUGUGAUACAGAGGCUGAACAGCAGCACCAUUAUCCUUUGCGGGACCCACGCUGGAAGCCCCACCUGCUGGUUUUUGAACGGAACUCAGCUAGCAAGCGACAAGGAGGGGCAUAAGCUUAUGAAGGACGGGAAGGGGAUCUCGCCUCCAUCACCAUUUCAACGUCCCGUCACCAUCGCAGUUGAGGGGAAUGUGUACUCCGCGAUUACUGACACCACCCUUGGCAGUGGUGCAAUUCAUCGCAGUUAUGGAAGGUUAAAGAACUUGAGGACUGAAGACAAGUGGCUUCAGAAUCCGAGGUUCGUGGGGUCGUCAUGGAUCAAACUGAAGGACAGCAGCAAGGAUGAGAUUUACUUUUUCUUCAGUGAGACUGACAGCAGUGUUGUUCUGAAUGGGGAGCCCUUCAAGUCCCGCAUUGGGCGUGUGUGUAAGGUCGAUGAAGGAGCAACAAAGGCUGCUCAGGACUCAUGGACGACCUUCUUGAAGGCCCGACUGAUCUGUGGCUUCCCAAAAGAAUUGAGGUAUUUCAACAAGAUUGUAGAUGCCUUUGUCCUCCCUGUGGAAGAUGACCCCAGGAAGAGUAUAGUGUACGGAAUCUUCUCCAGCCUGUGGAACUGCACUGCAGUCUGUGCCUAUUCGCAAGCGGAUAUAGACCGGGCGUUUAAAACCUCCAAACUGAAAGGUUUCACCGGCAGCCUGCCAGCGAAUCCAAGGCCAGGAACGUGUACCAGAAGCAACGUGCCUAAGAAUGUUGUGGCAGUGAUCAGGAACCACCCAGAGAUUGAGGAGCCCAUUUACCCCAUCAAGGAACAACCUCUCUACUUCAUAAAGCACAGCAACUACACCAGGGUCACCGCUGACAGAGUCAAGGGUGCCAACCAGAACUUCUACCCGGUCUUGUUUCUCGGCAUGGGAAACGGGAAGAUCCAUAAAGUUUUGCACAGCGACGGGAAGUCCUUCAUUAUUUCUGAGCUCAGCCCCUUCAAGAAUGAAGCUCCCAUCUCCGCCAUGACCCUGGACUCCAGCACGGGCCAGCUGUUUGUCGGGACCCCGCUGGAGACUGUCCAACUCCCUCUAGCAGACUGCGAGGGGUACGGGAGCACCUGUCAGCCGUGUGUCGCUGCCAGAGACCCGUACUGUGGCUGGGAUCAAGACAAUGGGAAAUGCGUGUCCGUCUCUCAAGCUCUGAACAGUAGUGACAGCAUGAUCCUCCAGAGUGUCGAGCAGCUCAACGUCUCCCUUUGUGAUGACGGACAAGAUGUUCAGUCAUUUGACAAGCGGUCUGAAGUGUUAACCGUGGAUUCAGGUGUCUACCUCUACCUGCCUUGUCCGGUGAAGUCGUACCACGCAGUGUACUCGUGGAGCUACAACCAGAAGGAUCAGUAUAACUGCACCGUCAGGGAUGGCUCCUGCUCUCUGUUCUUCAACGAGCAGCUCCCAACAAGUGAGGGGCUCUUUGAGUGCCUAGCCAGUGAGGAUGGACUGAAGGAGGUUGUCGCUGUCUAUACUGUCAGAGUGAACGCUGGAAGCUCACCAGAACUGGCGUCCACUGCUGUCAUUUUUGGCCUGGUUGCUGUUUACAUCCUGAUGUGA
This is a messenger RNA of Carcharodon carcharias (great white shark), 2002 nucleotides long. RefSeq names its product semaphorin-7A-like. Gene Ontology annotation, molecular function: chemorepellent activity; semaphorin receptor binding. The record is from RefSeq and is a predicted model, not a curated record. The transcript is spliced from 14 exons. NCBI's taxonomy places the organism in Eukaryota, Metazoa, Chordata, Chondrichthyes, Lamniformes, Lamnidae. Bases 98 to 2002 code for a protein of 634 amino acids. Gene Ontology annotation, biological process: negative regulation of axon extension involved in axon guidance; neural crest cell migration; negative chemotaxis.